Stegodyphus dumicola is the source of this 2715-nucleotide messenger RNA. RefSeq names its product RYamide receptor-like. Gene Ontology annotation, biological process: G protein-coupled receptor signaling pathway. Gene Ontology annotation, cellular component: plasma membrane. Gene Ontology annotation, molecular function: neuropeptide Y receptor activity. The record is from RefSeq and is a predicted model, not a curated record. Lineage: Eukaryota; Metazoa; Arthropoda; Arachnida; Araneae; Eresidae.
GAAAGCAAGUCAUUUGAGGGGUGUGCAUCAAGUGGGUGCUUCGAAAUCAAAGUUCUCAGGAGAGUUAGAAACACAAAACUGGUAACGUUCGAUUUUUAUUUUAUUUUGGAAAUGUUCCAAGCGCAAGGUAGAACAACAAGCAAGUUAAAUACACUUAAAACGAAGUUGUGAACUUUUGUUCUUUUUUUUUCGCGUUUUCAGAAAUUAUAUCAGCAAACUUUAAUAUUUUAUUAAAUUAAGGGAAAGAGGUUCUAAUUAAUUUGGAACUUUAUCAGCUACAAAUAUUUCCCAUUAAUGCUAAAUAAUGAAAGAGCAUAUUAUAUGAAGCAUAGUUAUAUUCAACAUACAAAAGCAUUUAAUUGAAAAGGUAACUCUAAGGUAACGAAAAACAUUUCCAUUUUUCAUUUAAUAUAAUUUAGAGUACAUUUUUUGAAAACUUAGGAAUUUAUAUACAUAAGUUCUAAAGAAGAUAAAUCUGUGUAGAAAACGAAAUGAAAGAUGAAAAUAAGAAUUAAAAAAGGGUAAAAUGUUGAACAAAAUGUGCAAUGAUAGAAUUUUAACAGGACAGAUUAAAACUGGAUUUUAUUUCCAUGGACGUCACCGAAGUCGAAUGUCUUAGUCAAAAGAUAAUGCAUGCAACUACAAAGCAUAGUUAUGUAUUUUAAAGGUAAAUCUUGUAAAGAAAUUAAUGCACCUGAAUAGUUCAAAAAUAAUUUAAGAUACCACUAGCAGGUAUAGCCACCUGAAGAUUUUAUGAAGCUUGUUUUAUAUUUGAAAAUACAGCGUUUACCUAUCGAACUUGAACCGUAAACCAAUUUAAGAAGAUCAGAGAACAAUAUUAUGGGAAAAUAACAGCGAUGACUCAAACAUACUGAAAGUUUGAAGACGUGUAACUUUGCAAAGGAAAUGCGGUGUUGAUUAAUUAUAAUAACCCUCUAUAAAUCGAAGAAACAAGAACUUAGGGUGCUGAUUUAUAAUGGAAAAAUUAGUUUUAAAAUAGUUUUGAAAGUUUUCUAACUAAUAACUUUAUCAAAAAGCUAAAUAUUUUAUACAUGGUAUCAACAUAUCAUUAAAGCUACUAUAAAUUUGUAUUAUUAUUUUUCUAUAAUAUUUUCAUGACAACUCGUUAUCUAAGAGCUUGUUUUAAGAAAAAUCACACGACAAAUGUUUUCCUCCGGAACUAAUUCUCAUGUAAUAAUUAGAAUAAGAAAACCUUAAUCCAAAUAUUUCUGAGAAGGUUUUGAAAUACUGACUUACUAAUCUGAAUUAAGUUCAAGAAUAAUCAUGGAAGAUUUUCAAAAUACCACCAAUAUUACUUACACUUCUGAAGAGCUAUUCCAGUCAUUGGAAGCCCUAGGACCAAAAAUGCAGAUUUUCCUGAUAAUACUCUACUCAUUCACAGCUCUCCUGGCUCUUGGUGGUAAUGCUACUGUAAUUGUAGUUUUAUUGCUUGGAAAACGAUCAUCGAGAGAACUAAGAACAUUUCUUGUAAACUUGGCAGUGUCUGAUGUAUGCAUGGCUCUUUUCUCAAUCCCUUUCACUUAUACUGACUUUAUGCUUGGACGAUGGAUAUUUCAUCCGAUGUUUUGCCCUUUCGUUCAGUUCAUGCAGCACGUUUCUGUCAUCGCAAGUGUGUAUACCUUGACGGUAAUUGGUCUAGACAGGUAUUAUGCGAUCAUGUAUCCAUUGAGUUUACGUUGGACAAAAUCUCGAGGUCCACUCAUAAUGAUAGCCAUAUGGAUAGCAGCUUUCAGUCUCUCUACGUUCCAGUUAAUCCAUGGAAAAGCUGAAAAGUUUAGUGUCAGAGGACAAGAAUUUUACGACUGCACUGAAGUUUGGGAAGAACUCGACGGCAAGGUUUACACAGCCCUGGUGUUCGUUAUCACCUUCGUCCUGCCCAUGUUAGUUCUUACUUUCACGUAUAGUAGCAUUGGGUGGAAGAUGUGGAGACAUACGUCUCCUGGCAAUGCCGAUGCUUCUCGUGAUCAUCAGCAGCUCAUGGCCAAGAUGAAAGUGGUGAAAAUGAUGGCAACAGUGGUGAUACUCUUUGCCGUAUGUUGGCUCCCAAUCCACAUAUUCAAUUUGUUGAUCUAUUUCGAUCGCUCCCUUGUUAUGCCUCAGUCAGAUUCGGACUUCAUGAACUUCACGGCUGCUUUCUUUUCUUGCCACUGGAUAUCAAUGGCCAACAGCUUUGCCAAUCCCAUCAUAUAUUGCUUUAUGAGCGAGAAUUUCAGAGCAGAUUUGAAACAACUGAUAUUUUGCUGUUGCUGCUCAGGCCGCCCACAUCCAAGGGGUAGACGUCUGAAGAACCACAUUGACCACAGCUCAUUUCGAACGACAACACUUGUACUGUCUUCGUGUUCGGUUAAGCAUGCACCAGGUUCCAUUCCGUUGAGAAGUAUGCAUGUCGAUAUGUAUCCCAAGUGAUCAUUUGAAAAUUCUAUGUUGCAAUGCAAUGUUUAAUUAAUCACUCGAAAUUUUACUAUUAUUAAUUUAUGCCAAGUAUUUUCUUGGAAUCUGAAAGACAAAUAAUAAAGUCAUUUCUUAAAAAACUUUCACUUUGAUGUGUGCACAAGAUAUCACCUGAAAAUCAUGAUUACGAUUUGUGUUUCAAGUAUUAUUUUAAACCUGUCCUAUAUAUAACUAGCUUUUAUUUGUUGUAAGCAUUAUAUACUUUUAUCUGUAAUAAAAAUUUUAUUUUUUGUGCCUGUGAAA